CUACUUGAAUAAACCCUGCUUUCAACUCUCUCAUCUUUCUUCUCUUACUCUAAUAAUCAAUGGCUUCUCUCUCCAGAUUUAUUGGAAAAGAUUGUAAAUUGCAGUCACUUCACAGACCAAGUUAUGGGUUUUCUCCUACAAGGAAUCCCACCCAUUUGAGUAUAAGAAGUGGAUUUGGUGGACAUGAGACUGGAAGAUAUAAUUUGUUCAUUCAAAAUAAACACCAAAUUUCUCCAGUUCAAUCCUCAUUUAUUGGAAUCACUUCAUCGCGUAAUCCCAAAAUAUGUUGCGAGGCAGCGACGAAUGUGUCUGGAGACUUACCUAGCAGUGGAAUGAGCCAAUAUGAGAAAAUAAUUGAGACUUUGACCACACUUUUUCCUCUAUGGGUUAUAUUGGGUACAAUCAUUGGCAUCUAUAAGCCUUCUGCGGUCACUUGGUUGCAAACAGACCUCUUCACUCUGGGUUUGGGAUUUCUAAUGCUUUCAAUGGGUUUGACACUAACAUUUGAGGACUUUCGACGAUGUUUAAGGAACCCAUGGACUGUUGGUGUUGGAUUUCUGGCUCAGUAUUUCAUUAAACCAUUGUUAGGUUUCGCCAUAGCAAUGGUUCUGAAGUUGUCCGCCCCACUUGCUACUGGUCUUAUCUUGGUGUCAUGCUGUCCUGGAGGCCAAGCAUCUAAUGUGGCAACAUAUAUUUCAAAGGGGAAUGUAGCCCUUUCUGUUCUUAUGACUACGUGUUCAACUGUUGGAGCUAUUUUGAUGACACCUCUGCUUACUAAGCUUCUAGCUGGUCAGCUUGUCCCAGUUGAUGCUGCCGGUCUUGCUAUCAGCACCUUUCAGGUUGUGCUUGUGCCAACAAUUAUUGGAGUUCUAUCAAAUGAGUUCUUUCCUAAGUUUACCUCAAAAAUCAUCACCAUUACACCUCUAAUUGGAGUUAUUUUGACCACCCUUCUUUGUGCAAGUCCGAUCGGGCAAGUUGCAGAUGUGCUGAAAACUCAGGGAGCACAGUUACUUCUCCCAGUGGCGGCCUUGCAUGCUGCAGCAUUUUUUCUGGGUUACCGGAUUUCUAGAUUUUCAUUUGGUGAAUCGACAUCCAGAACCAUUUCCAUAGAAUGUGGAAUGCAGAGUUCUGCACUUGGAUUUCUACUUGCCCAGAAGCAUUUCACAAACCCUCUUGUUGCUGUACCUUCUGCUGUUAGUGUUGUCUGCAUGGCGCUUGGUGGAAGUGCUCUAGCUGUGUACUGGAGGAACCAACCAAUUCCUGUUGAUGACAAGGAUGAUUUUAAGGAGUAGAGCCUCCGCUGCUGCUGCUCCUUUACAUCAUCAUUAGUUUGUUAGAUGAAGUUAAAAGCUCAAUCUUGUCUGUCAUGCAAAGGCAUGGCUGGUAGUUGUUUGCAUUUAUUGGCUGCCUCUUUAAUUGAAGCUAAAUUUUGGACCUAAGAAAAGUUCUCCAGUUUAAUUUGUUAGAAGCAUUAGCAGAAAAGCGCCUUCCAAAAUGUUUCAAAUAAAUUUGUAUUGGGCAAGCAGUCCAGGGCAUUGUAAGCCAGUUUUAGAAGGCUGCUUGUAAUGCUUACCCCAAUGUAACAACCCGACCCUGAUUCUGCAUGAUUGUGAUUAGAAGCGUUUUGAGACUACGUAUGUUUGUACUAGUGGCACUUGGCCCGUGUUAAGUCCGGGCCCAAAACUAAGAUUAAAAGUUACAUUUGUAAUUA
Messenger RNA from Lycium ferocissimum, 1711 nucleotides. RefSeq names its product sodium/pyruvate cotransporter BASS2, chloroplastic. The transcript is spliced from 13 exons. NCBI's taxonomy places the organism in Eukaryota, Viridiplantae, Streptophyta, Magnoliopsida, Solanales, Solanaceae. Bases 60 to 1292 code for a protein of 410 amino acids. Gene Ontology annotation, cellular component: membrane. The record is from RefSeq and is a predicted model, not a curated record.